AUGGCCCAAAGUCAUACGCUGGCUUUAUGCCUAAGUGGAACUAGAACUCCCAAUCUUGUAGCCUGCAGGCAUAAAAACAAAGAAACCAAAGGGGUAAACCUAGCCUGUAGCUUCUUCUCUUAUUCCUCUGAUCUUCAAAGUAAAGUUGAAGAAACAACCAAUAUAGAGCCGGAAUUAAAGAUGAUAUUUACUCAAGCCGGUAUAACACAAGAUCACCUGAAGGACAAGAGAACAUCAAAAAAGAUUUUUGAAAUUAUUGAGAAUCAAGGAGGAAUCCAAACUGUUUUAAAAGAGACAAAAGCCAGAGUCGUAGCUCAAUUACCCUGCAUGUCUCCUUCCAAAAAGACAUCCCACCAUAAUUUGAUCCAAAGCUUGAAGGAGGAGCAUCUGAAAAGGGCACAGAGUGACUAUCACCUAACUCCGGUCAGUCAAGAAGAUUUAAUUUGUCAGCUCAAAAAAGGAACACCAUUAAAACCGGUGGCUCAAAAUCAACUUUCCAAAGAUGAAGGAAUAGUAGCUGCACUUGAGGAUAUAAUUCAGAAGAGGCACAUAGCAAUACCUGCUUCAGGUAAUGAAGAGUUUCAAUCUGACUUGGAGUGUGAAGAUGAUUGGGAUGACUAAAAUAGUGCUACCUGCCAGAAGAAGCACUACUUGAUCUUUCUAUAUUGCAUUUAU
Messenger RNA from Pseudonaja textilis, 675 nucleotides. Lineage: Eukaryota; Metazoa; Chordata; Lepidosauria; Squamata; Elapidae. The record is from RefSeq and is a predicted model, not a curated record.